Molecule: messenger RNA, 4319 nt
Organism: Rana temporaria (common frog)
Lineage: Eukaryota; Metazoa; Chordata; Amphibia; Anura; Ranidae
Gene: ARHGEF18
Product: Rho/Rac guanine nucleotide exchange factor 18
Exons: 22
Coding region: 16-3441 (1141 amino acids)
Biological process (GO): small GTPase-mediated signal transduction
Molecular function (GO): guanyl-nucleotide exchange factor activity
Source: RefSeq, a predicted model, not a curated record
GCGCUCCGGUUCUGUAUGAGAAGUCUAUGCAAGGUCACUGACCGCACACACAACCCUCAGCGCACCCAGCCAUCCCCUUCAUUCCGCUCUUAUCUGCAGGUAAAAGAAACCAAAGCAACUCCCAGAGCCAAUGUGGGAACACCUCCCUGCCCAGCGGCGGAAGUGCCCCUCCUCACCACUUCCGCUUCCCGGGGAUCCAGUCAGGUGGAAUCCAGUCGGUGUCCUCGGAGACAGCGGACAGACUGUGCUGUAAAUGUUCAUAAAAACUGCAAGACAUUACUUCCUGAAUGUACCGGUAGCAAGUCAAAGAAGGAUAGUUUUUACAAGCCUGCAACGUCUUCCCACGUAUAUUCAUUUUAUCAGCAAGGUAAAGCCUCACUGAAGGACCCUCAUCGCAUUGCUAUUGUAGGUCUGGAUGGGGCUCAUACGCAGGGACGAGGGCCCGGAAUGACUGUCACCAAUAGAGGCAAUUCAAGAGUGGAAAUACAAGCAACGGCAGGGAGCAGAACAGGUUCCGUCGCAGCAGAUAUGGAUGAGUUGGACUCAAAUUUUAGCAAACUAAAGAUAUUCACAGAAGACAAUGUAUCUUUGGCCCCUUCAAGUACAGAAUCAUUAUUUGUGGAAGAAGCAUUUUAUUCCUCAGUUAGAUCUGAGUUAGAAGCUGAUGCUGUUGAGCUUGAGACCGAGUCUUGGAGCAGUGCAGUUGAACCUCCAUUUGCCAAAAAACAGAAGAAAGAAGUUAUCAAGAGGCAGGAUGUAAUUUAUGAACUAAUGCAGACAGAAAUGCACCAUGUCCGGACACUUAAAAUCAUGUUGAAAGUGUAUUGUCGAGCACUUAAAGAAGAACUGCAUUGGAAUAAUGAAAUCCACCAACUUUUGCCCUGUCUGGAUGAACUUCUGGAGUUGCAUGGGCAAUUCUUGACUCGAUUUAAAGAGAGGCGCAAAGAAUCCUUAGAAGAGGGGAGUGAUCGAAACUACAUCAUACAGAAGAUUGGUGAUAUUCUUGUACAACAGUUCUCAGGUGACACGGCUGCAAGGAUGAAGGACAAAUAUGGUGUGUUCUGUAGUCAGCACAAUAGAGCAGUUAGUCGCUACAAGUUCCUGAUGAGAGAAAAUAAGAAGUUUCAGAACCUCAUGAAGAAAAUAGGUAACUCGUCUAUUGUGAGGCGUCUGGGAGUCCCGGAGUGUAUACUCUUGGUUACACAGAGGAUUACAAAAUAUCCAGUCCUUGUGGAGAGGAUCAUUCAAAACACAGAAGAAGGGACCGAGGACUAUGAAGCAUUGACUCAGGCUCUUACACUCCUAAAGGAAACCAUCACAGAAGUAGAUUUGCGUGUUCAUAGGAGUGAGAAGGGACAACGUCUGAGUGAAAUCAUAGCCAAAAUGGAGCCAAAAUCCUCUGUUAAAUUAAAGAAUGGGAUGACAUUUAGGAAGCAUAACAUGGAAAACCGGCAACUUCUUCUUGAUGGCAUGCUUUAUUGGAAGUCGGCUUCGGGAAGAUUGAAAGAUAUCUUGGCUGUUUUAUUGACUGAUGUACUGCUGCUUCUUCAAGAGAAGGAUCAAAAGUAUAUGUUUUCUUCUUUGGAUGCCAAACCACCUGUUAUUUCAUUACAAAAGCUGAUAGUCCGAGAGGUGGCUAAUGAAGAAAAGGCCAUGUUCCUCAUAAGUGCUUCACUGAAAGGCCCAGAGAUGUAUGAAAUUCAUACUGCCUCCAAAGAAGAGAGGAAUACCUGGAUGACACUAAUUCGUGGUGCUGUGGAGAGUUGUCCAGAUGAAGAAGAAAUAACAAAUGAAGCAGAUAUUGAACGGAGACAGGCAUAUGAGCGUGCUGCUAGAAUUAAGGAUUACGAAGAGCGUCUGAAUUUGAAGGAUACAUAUAUAAUGCAAACAUUGAGUGAAAAGCUACAGCUUUACAUAGACAUGGCUGACAUAUACGGUUUUGACGAUUCUUCUCAAGGAUCCAAGAUGAGACUGUUUAUUGGAUCUGAUAGUGCAGACAGCCUACAAGGAGAAAGCACGCUCCUCGCUGCCAUAGCGGAAGCUGAAAAGAUCCAUUCCAUGCUAUUUCUCUCCUUCAAUCCACAUGAAGAUACAAGCAUAGGGGUUUGUGCAUUACCAAGACGAUCAGAGACAUUUGGCGGUUAUGACAGCUCUGGACAUUCAAAAAGUGGCAGCUUUAAACAGGGGGUCAAAGAGCGACGCACAACAUCCACUAGCUCAGAAAGCCACAUUCAAGACCUUGUGGAUAGUGAGUCUGAAAUGCCAGUGCUGGAAAACAACAAUCCUUCCACAAGUCAAGAAUCUGAGCUCAUCGGCAAGAUGCAAAUACUGUUGCAGCUGUUGUAUAGUCUACAGGCUGUAGUCGCACAACAAGACACCUACUUUGAGGUGCAGAGAGAACGCGAGAAGCAGCUAAGACAGCAGUCAUCAAGGGGCAAUUGGUUGUUGGAGCAGGAGAAACAACGUAAUUUUGAAAAGCAAAGGGAGGAGUUGGCUAAUGUACAAAAGCAGCAGGAGCAAUUAAAACAAGAAAAGCAGCGAUGGGAGCGUGAAAGAACGAAGUAUCAAAAAGAGAUGGAGGCUGAUGAGAUGAGGCUACGGCAAAGAGAGGAGACUUCUCAGAUGGAGAAGGAGAAGUUAGACCAGGAGCGGUCAGACUUAGAAAAACAGAGACAAGCUUAUCAGCAUGAUUUGGAGAGGCUACGCGAGGCACAAAGAGCAGUCGAGAAGGACAGAGAGCGCUUGGAACAGUUGAAGAAGAUAAAAAAAACGAGUGUUGGUGCUGGAUCCUUUGCACCAGACGUGGUCCAGGUAACUUUGGGUGUUCCACAUUCAGCAAGCUUUAACGGUGAAGGAAUGCAGAGCCUAGAAGGGGCUAGUCAGCUUAUGAAACCUUUAACCAAAACCAGUGCAUCUGUAUCAGCAGCUGAUUACCUGGAGAGACCUGAAGUUAUGCGCCGGGAUAGUAGUUCCACAGACACGAGGCCAGCAUUGAAAAAUGAUGUGCCUGUCCAUUUGUUAAGUACCACGAAUCAACUCCAAAGGCCAACAGUACCUACUAAACAGCAGAUUCCCACUAAACUGGCUGCACUGAGCAAAAGCGGAAAGGAAAAAACUGGCAGAGGAAAACCUUCACAUCGUACAGAUAGUUCAGCAUCCAUCGAUCACCGGGCACUGUUUCCAUGUAGGCUUUCUGGAAAAGAUGAAAGUACAGUGAGGAGUAGACGAUCAGCAAGUCCUAGUCUCACGAAUAGUCUUAUCUCAUUCUUUCCUCAAGACUCUUCAGGACAAGGCGAUCCCAUCAAUGAAACACCACCAUAUCAUUCAAGUGUGCAUCGGCAAAGCAGUUCUCAUUUACUGACACCCUCUAUUCAUCCUCCACCACCACCUGCUCCAGCUAACGAGGAGGAUACAAAUAAAGAAGAUGUUAUAUUUUUCUAGCUCCAUCACUGACUUUUUAUACACUUUUCAUGGCACAGACUGAAAUAUUGUGGAUUAAUGCUUUUACCACUAAGGCCUUUUUAUGAAGUUUUAAAUGGAAUCUGUAAAAGUAACAGGUUUAAAAUGGUGUGGCAUUCAGUCCAAAGAAUAAUGAAGGGAUAUUCACCAGUAGAUUUGCCAAAUGCAAUAUUUUUUUUUUUUUCUUGUUCCUGCUAACCAUGUGGUCUUCUAACCCGACAUCUCUGUUCCAAGUGCAAUUGGAGUGAAGUCAAAGGGUAAUGGUGCAUCUGUCAAACCGAAGCAUUACCUGCUGGACAGGAUUGCUUAAUAUUUAGGUUAAAGUUAUGUCCUUAUGCUUGUUGUCUUUUCUCGCAAACAUUUCCUGAGGGACAAAAAAAAAUUACCAAUAGCCUGUCCCUUCUUCCUUUAGCAUGCAGAAUAAGUAGCAUUUCUAUUAGCAGCUAUAAAGGGGUGUAUUUAUAUCUAUUUAUAAAAAUUCACUGCAGGCAUUCGUGAAAACGGUUGUGAAUAAUUUCCAUGCUAAGGUUUCUAAAAUGUGCAACAUUUUGUUUUAUGAUAUUUAAGUUGUCUUUUGCAGGGCGAAUGCAUCAUACAUUUGGCUAAUCCUGUUUGUUCCAGUGUUGUCAAAUACAAUAUGUCAACUAUUAUACAUGGUGUAUGGGUUUCUUUGUAGAGAUAUAAGCUGUAAUGAAUGCAUCAUCUCUUAAGAACAUUUAAUUCUGAGGCUGCAUUAACACAUGAAAAAACUUUAAAAAAAAAAUCAGUUCUCUGUGGUGCCUUUUCACAUAUGUGCACGCAACUGGUAUGAACAUGCACCAUAGAGAACAAUAGAUUUUUUACGUUUAAGACUUUUGUAG